Molecule: messenger RNA, 4040 nt
Organism: Echinops telfairi (small Madagascar hedgehog)
Lineage: Eukaryota; Metazoa; Chordata; Mammalia; Afrosoricida; Tenrecidae
Gene: SEC23IP
Product: SEC23 interacting protein
Exons: 19
Coding region: 40-3063 (1007 amino acids)
Cellular component (GO): COPII-coated ER to Golgi transport vesicle
Molecular function (GO): protein binding; metal ion binding
Source: RefSeq, a predicted model, not a curated record
GGCUAUCCGGAGACGUGUAACGGACAGUGGGCGGCAGCCAUGGCCGAGAGGAAGCCGAACGGGGGCAGCGGCGGCGCGUCCGCUUCCUCGUCGGGCACCAACUUACUCUUCUCCUCCUCAGCCACGGAGUUCAGCUUCAACGUGCCUUUCAUCCCCGUCACCCAAGCGGCUGCGUCCCCGGCCUCCCUGCUGUUGCCAGGAGAGGAUUCCACAGAUGUCGGCGAGGAGGACAGCUUCCUUGGUCAGACUUCGGCCCAUACGUCUACCCCACAGACAUUUAGCUACUUCUCGCAGGCACCAAGCAGUGGUGAUCCUUUUGGGGCUAUUGGGCAGUCACCAUUAACAACGGCAGCGACAUCAUUGGUGGGACAGUCGCCGUUCCCUAAGCCCCCAGCUGCCCUUCCUUUUACAACUGGAUCCCCAGAUGUGUUGAAUGCCUUUUCGCCUUCCAUUUCCAAGGCUCCGUAUGGUGCUCCGCCAACUUCGCAGAUGGGAAUAAAUGCUUACCAGCCUUCUCAGCAGAGCUGUCUCCCGCCUUCCAAUUUUGGGAGCCCACCACCAGGAACACCUCAACAAGGAUACAACCCAUAUCGCCACACUCCAGUCAGCAGCAGGGUUAACCCUUAUAUUACCCCGCCCCAGCUGCAGCAGUGCCAAGUCUCCGGCCAACCCACCUUGCCGCCACCCUCUGGACCCCCUGUUCCGAUGUACCAGAUGCCUCCUGGGGCUUUGCCGCCGAUGCCGCCUGCAGCGCAGCCAGCUGUGCCCUCGCCGUCCCAGCAGCAGGCCCUGGCCCGGCCAGCUGGCCCUGGGGGGCAGGUGCCACCUCCAUUUCUGCUGCAGAACCAAUAUGAACCUGUCCAACCACAUUGGUUUUACUGCAAAGAGGUCGAAAACAAACAGCUGUGGAUGCCUUUCAGCGUGUAUGAUUCGUUGAACCUUGAAGAAAUCUAUAAUUCAGUCCAGCCAGACCCCGAGAGCGUGGUCCUCGCGACGGACGGGGGGCGGUAUGAUGUCCACCUCUACGACCGCGUGAGGAAGCCAGUGUACUGGCAGGAGGAGCCAGCUGAAGUCAGGCGCUGCACUUGGUUCUACAAGGGGGACACGGACAGCAGGUUUAUCCCCUACACCGAGGAGUUCAGUGCAAACCUCGAGGCUGAAUAUAAAAAAGCUGUCACCACCAACCAGUGGCACCGCCGGUUAGAGUUCCCCAGCGGCGAGACCAUCGUCAUGCACAAUCCCAAGGUGAUCGUCCAGUUCCAGCCCUCCUCUGUGCCAGACGAGUGGGGGACCACGCAGGAUGGGCAGACGAGGCCCAGGGUGGUCAAACGGGGCAUUGACGACAGCCUGGAUGAAAUCCCCGACGGGGAGCGGCCUCAGGUUGACCACCUGGUGUUCGUGGUGCACGGCAUCGGCCCUGUCUGUGACCUGCGCUUCAGAAGCAUCAUUGAAUGUGUGGAUGAGUUUAGGGUGGUUUCCCUCAAACUGCUGCAGACACACUUUAAGAAGCCCUUAGAUGACCAGAGAGUCAGCAGAGUGGAGUUCCUGCCAGUCCACUGGCAUAGUUCCCUGGGUGGGGACGCUGCAGGGGUCGACAGGAAUAUUAAGAAGAUCACCCUGCCGAGCAUUGGCCGGUUCCGGCACUUCACCAAUGAAACCCUGCUGGACGUGUUGUUCUACAAUAGCCCCACCUACUGCCAGGCGAUUGUGGAGAAAGUCGGGCAGGAGAUAAACCGGCUGCACACCCUCUUUAUGAGUCGGAACCCAGACUUCCAAGGAGGCAUCUCCGUGGCUGGUCACAGUUUAGGUUCUUUAAUACUGUUCGACAUACUGUCCAAUCAGAAAGAUGGGAAUUUGUCCAAGUCUCCUGGGCCUCCAGCUGUUGCUAACGGCGUUGAGAAGCAGUCAUGUGUUCCAGAAAAGCAGGUGACGGAAGAGCCCAAGCUGCCUGUGGAUGAGGCCUGCGACCUGGCCGUUGGCGAUGCGGAGGUCCUGACGUUACAGGACACUCUGGAAGCACUGAGCCUCUUGGAGUACGCCAGCACUUUUGAAAAGGAGAAGAUUGAUAUGGAGUCUCUGCUGAUGUGCACGAUUGACGACCUGAAGGAGAUGGACAUACCCCUGGGGCCCAGGAAGAAGAUCUCAAACUUCGUGAAGCAGAAAGCGGCCACGCUGGAACGGAAAAGAGCGGCGUUGGAGAGGAAGGCAAUGGCAGCCGCUUCGACCAAAGGGCAAGAGGAAAGUGCCCCGAAAGCCAAGGAAAGGGCUCCUCUCCCCGCAGACUCUGCUAGCGAGUCAAAGAGGAAGCUGCCCGUCGGCGCCUGUGUUUCCUCGGUGCACGUCGAUUAUGACUCCUUUGGAGUUGGCACCGGACAGGUCUCUGUUGUUUACAGCUCAUUAGACUUUGAGCCAGAGAUUUUCUUUGCCUUGGGAUCUCCAAUUGGAAUGUUCCUCACCAUCCGGGGAGUGGACCGGAUAGACGAGAACUACAAGCUUCCGACCUGUAAAGGGUUCUUCAACGUUUAUCACCCGCUUGAUCCAGUGGCAUAUAGGUUAGAACCUAUGAUUGUUCCAGACUUGGACCUCAAAGCGGUUCUCAUCCCACAUCACAAAGGCAGGAAAAGGCUCCACUUAGAGUUGAAGGAGAGCCUCUCGCGCAUGGGCUCUGAUCUGAAGCAGGGCUUCAUCAGCUCCCUGAAAAGCGCCUGGCAGACGCUCAAUGAGUUUGCCCGCGCUCACACCUCUUCACCUCAGCUGCAGGAAGAACUGGAGAAGGUGGCCAAUCAGAUCAAGGCAGAAGAAGAAAAGCAAGUGGUCGAAGAAAAGCUUGUGGAAAGUCCAGAGUUUUCCAAGGAUGAAGACUACUUAGGGAAGGUCGGCAUGCUGAAUGGAGGUCGCCGGAUUGACUAUGUUCUUCAGGAAAAGCCAAUCGAGAGCUUCAAUGAGUAUCUCUUCGCUCUUCAGAGCCACUUAUGCUAUUGGGAAUCUGAAGAUACUGCCCUGUUGUUGCUGAAGGAAAUUUAUCGAACAAUGAACAUUAGUCCAGAGCAGCCGCAGCAUUGAUUGGACUUCACCCCACUGUAAAAUUCCAGUAUAAAUUCGAUCACUGAGAAAAACCCUCUCAGGACGGUGCCAGCUUGUUCCUGUGGUGGGUGACACAAAAGGGAUUCAUCGACGGUUUCUUUUUCACCCCGUAUCUCACACUCCGAUCCUAACCUUCGCUGAGAAUCAGAGAGAAGAGGGGGAGCGUGGGAGCCGCCAUGGGACAGCGGAGAUGAGAAGAUGUGAUCAGAAACACAAGGGAACUCAAGAGCUCCUCGGAUGAUUGUAGCUGCCCAGCAGUGCAAAUCACGUGCCUUGGCGCACACGCUGUAGCAUGCAGACAGUCCCUCUGGUCAACUCUCGUCCUCGGGCAGGUCAGCUCGAGUUUUAAUGAAUGCAGUAUAUUCUUUUUAUUCAAGUGGUAGACUGGCUGAGACAUUAUGGUAAUGUGAUUUUUAAAAAAUAAACAACUGAUGUCCUUCCUGAAAUGUGAAUCGCAGUGCUGAGCUGCUUUGACACAGGGUGGCGAGCCCCUGCAGGCCCUGAAGUGUCACCUUCUCCACAGCUGCCCCAAGGUCCUUUGCCUUGGGACAGCAUCCUCUGCAGGCCCCUUGCUGCCAGAAUCACGGUAGAGGGCUUUUCUUUGGUCUCAUGGUUUGGGGGAUCGUUUUGUUUUUGCUCCUGUUUUAAUUUCACUUAUACCACAGUGUGUGUGUGCGUUGUAUGCGUCUGGACCGUGCAGCUGCUUCAUGCAAACACUGCCCUGGACCCAUUCCCUUGGUUUUACAAUGAAUUCAGAUGCUUACCAUAUUUCCCUAAUCCUAAACAGGAACUCCGGCUCUCUUCUUUCCUGAUGUAGUAGGAACAUUGUCACUGUUGACAUGGUUCUCAUGGAACAUGGAUUUUUUGCAAACACAUAGGAUACACAUUUCUCGUGUAUGUAUUCCAAUGAGUGUGAAUAAAACGAUAACAUCAAGGGAUUUUUUUAAAACGGCAAA